UGUGUGGAGUAUUCCUUUAACAGCUGGAAGCCGUCUAUAGUGCUGAACACUCUCCACGUCACCAUUGUGACUCUGGUCCGGAAUGGAGCUGUGUUUUCAGGGAGGCCAUCUAUGCCUGUUCUGGACUGGAUCAGUAUACCCCACUUUUUGCUGGAACAGAUGGUUUUGAUUGGGUCUCUUGCACUCAAUUUUCACUGUGAUCUGUGGUGGUUUUAUCAUGAGAAUCCAUUCAACCCACAACACGUGAUCGUGAAGGCCGUGUCCAACACCAUCUGCUCAGUGGUGUUCGGACUGUACGAGUACGGAAUCUUUAAUCUGUUCCCGUUUAUGAAACAUUUCCCGGGGCCUCACCAGAGCAUCCAGAGGAAUGUGUCAGAGCUGAAAGGCUUCAUAUCGGAGGUGGCCAGGCAGCACUGGAAGACCCUGGACAGGGACAACCUCUGAUACUCUCUCCAUCAGGUAAUAGUCUAUGAAGUAAGUGACCCAUAGAAGAUGAAGAGUAACUAAGUGACAAAUAGGUCUCUCCA
Oncorhynchus keta (chum salmon) is the source of this 527-nucleotide messenger RNA. RefSeq names its product cytochrome P450 2F2-like. The transcript has 5 exons. NCBI's taxonomy places the organism in Eukaryota, Metazoa, Chordata, Actinopteri, Salmoniformes, Salmonidae. Gene Ontology annotation, molecular function: iron ion binding; monooxygenase activity; heme binding. The annotation marks the transcript as partial. The record is from RefSeq and is a predicted model, not a curated record.